Tigriopus californicus is the source of this 3941-nucleotide messenger RNA. Its product is annotated as unconventional myosin-If-like. NCBI's taxonomy places the organism in Eukaryota, Metazoa, Arthropoda, Copepoda, Harpacticoida, Harpacticidae. The coding region runs from base 422 to 3829 and encodes 1135 amino acids. Gene Ontology annotation, cellular component: vesicle; microvillus; myosin complex. The transcript has 19 exons. The record is from RefSeq and is a predicted model, not a curated record. Gene Ontology annotation, biological process: actin filament organization; vesicle transport along actin filament. Gene Ontology annotation, molecular function: actin filament binding; microfilament motor activity; ATP binding.
CCAUGCCGCUUGGGCUCGCCUGCAUCAAAUGGAUCAAAGAUGAGAGUCUGGAGUGAAUAUCUACCUUCGUCAUUUCACAAAAAACAAACUCAAUUAUCACACGUACAGGUCAGUCGCUCUCAAAAGUCAGAGCUCUUUUGAGGGAUGAUGCAUGUGUUUGUUUGCCAUCGACAACAGUGCCAUUGAAGCGAAAAAAGUCAUCUAAGUGAGAUAAGGGCGUUCGCCGGAACUAGGGGUACCUCGAAGAAGGCCAGUCUUUCGGAUCUGAACUUGUGAAAUGAAUGAUACGAUUGCGUUUCUCUGCGACGUGUAGUGUAUGUCAGCAAGAAUCGGAAAAUAGAAAGGCCAAAACAUAGGCCUCCCAACCAGGAAGUGCUAAAACCCGUGACAGGUGUUGCCAGGCAUCAUCGUAACCUUCAACAUGGCCUACGCUUGGCAAUCCACGGCAUAUAGCCGCAGUGGGGUGGAUGAUAUGACGUUACUAUCCGAGAUCAAAGACUCUGCCAUUGUGGAAAAUCUGAAGAAACGGUUCUUGAAUGACUGGAUUUUCACUUAUAUUGGACCAGUGCUGAUUUCGGUGAAUCCUUUCAAACCAAUGAAAUAUUUCACACAUAAAGAAAUUGACUUGUACCAAGGAGCGGCCCAGUAUGAAAAUCCUCCUCAUGUUUAUGCCUUGGCUGACACAAUGUAUAGAAACAUGACGAUUGAUAAUGAAAAUCAAUGUGUUAUCAUCAGUGGAGAAUCGGGUGCUGGGAAAACUUUCGUGGCGAAAUACAUCAUGAGCUACCUCUCUCAAGUGUCAGGCGGUGGUCAAACGGCUCAACAGGUGAAAGAUGUGAUUUUGCAAUCCAAUCCCCUCUUGGAGGCCUUUGGGAAUGCCAAGACUGUGCGGAACAACAACUCGUCCAGAUUUGGAAAAUAUGUCGAGAUCUUAUUUGAUAGUGGACAACCGGUGGGCGGAAAGAUCUCCAACUUCUUAUUGGAAAAGUCCCGGGUUGUGACGCAAAAUCCCAAUGAACGAGGGUUCCACAUCUUCUACCAAUUUUGUCGAGGGAUGCCAUCCGAGAUGAGGGAGGAUUUUGGACUCACGGAUCCAGAUUAUUUCAACUACCUAAAUCUUCAUCAAUGCUAUGAGGUGGAUGGAACCGAUGAUGUGGCAGAUUAUGCGGAAACCAUUACGGCUAUGACUACUAUUGGUUUGAUUGAGGAAGAACAAGGCAAUAUCGUCCAAAUUGUGGCGGCCAUUCUUCAUCUGGGCAACAUCAUAUUUACAGAAGAAGGCAACGAUAAGGCCAUUGUAGAAAACCAGGAGUGGCUUGCAUUUCCGGCCUUUCUUUUACAAGUGGAGAAGGCGCAACUGGAAAAGAAGCUAAUAUCUCGUGUGAUGGAGACCAGAUGGGGUUCGAAAACCGAGCGCUUGGACGUCACAUCGAAUGUGCAACAAGCCGAAACCACACGAGAUGCUCUCGCCAAAGGCCUCUAUGCCAGGCUCUUUGAUUAUCUAGUGAAAAAAACCAACGAGGCCAUGAAAAUGAAGACAAAGAGCAAUGGAGUGUUGAACCUUGGCAUCUUGGACAUUUAUGGUUUCGAGAUAUUCCAAAAGAAUGGCUUCGAGCAGUUUUGCAUCAAUUUCGUGAACGAGAAACUUCAGCAGAUCUUCAUUGAACUCACUCUCAAGGCUGAACAGGAGGAGUACGUCCAAGAAGGCAUUCAAUGGACUCCCAUUGAGUAUUUCAACAAUGCCAUCGUUUGUCAAUUGAUCGAGGAGAAACGUCCUCCGGGUGUGAUGGCUGUCCUCGAUGACGUGUGCAGCUCCCAACAUGGCGUCAAUGAGGGGGCGGAUACCAACCUCAAGUCCAAACUCAUGGAGAACUGCCGAAAAAACCAACACUUUCAGGAUAAUGCCCAAGGCUUUGCCAUUCACCAUUACGCAGGAGUGGUAAGUUACAACGUGGAAGGAUUCUGCGAAAGAAACAAGGAUGUAUUCAAUGUGGACCUGAUCGAAUUGAUGCAAAGCUCGAGAUGCCUUUUUAUCAAGAACCUGUUCCCCGAUGUGGUCGAUCGAUCCUCGAAAAAGCGCCCCAUAACUGCAGGGGCCAAAAUUAAGUCGCAAGCCAACGAUUUGGUGAAGUCUCUUAUGCUCUGCACACCUCAUUACAUUCGAUGUAUCAAGCCCAACGAGACCAAAAAGCCCCUAGAUUGGGAAGGUGUGCGGGUAGCUCAUCAAGUGGAGUAUCUCGGUUUAAAAGAAAACAUUCGUGUGCGAAGGGCUGGAUUCGCUUAUCGUCGACCAUUUGAGAAGUUUCUGCACAGAUAUGCCAUCCUCACGAAAGAUACGUGGAACAAGUGGAGUGGAUCUCCACAAAAUGGAGUGCUCCAUAUUAUGAAAUCCGCCAAGAUCCGCCAAGAUGAAUUCCAAAUGGGUCAAACCAAAGUCUUUGUUAAGGCACCCGAAUCGUUAUUCUUGCUGGAAGAGAGCCGGGAAAAGCAGUUUGACCAUUUCGCUCGGAUUAUUCAAAAGGCCUUUCAACGUUACUUUAAUCGACAAAAGUUCUUCCGAGAAAAGGAGCAAGCAGCAGAAUUCUCUUAUAAGAAGAAGCAGAGACGAGCUCACUCCCUGAAUCGAAAUUUCUUUGCCGACUACAUUGGCCUGGAAGACAAACCUAGUCUGAAGUCAUUGGUUGGGAAACGUGAAAAAGUGGAAUUCGCUCAGACUGUCAACCGAUAUGACAAGAAAUUGAAGGGCAUUAAAACGGCCAAAAGAGAUCUCAUCCUUAAUGGACGUGGGAUCUUUCUCGUUGGACGCGAAUUGGAAAAGAAAGGCCCCAACAAAGGUCAAGAAGUGGAAACAGUUAGUCGGAUGAUAGCCUUCGACCAACUGAGUCAUGUGUCCUUGUCCACUAGACAAGACGACUUUGUGAUCCUGCACGUUGUUAACAGCUACGACUCGGUUUUACAAAUCCCCUUCAAAACCGAAUUCAUCUCCGUAUUGAGGCGUGUGGUUCAAAAUCGGGUUCAACGAGAUGUGCGAGUGGUUUUCGCUGAUCGCGUGGAAUUUACGUCCGAUAAAUCUCGGAUUGGUUCGGGGAAGAAGCGUUUGAUCUUCUUCGAGAACGGAUCUUCCAACCAAGAACAAGUGAGUGCACCUGGUUUACUGAAAGGUGAACUUCGAGUGGCUGUAAAGGAUGGUCUUCCAAACACAUCCAAACCGAUUCAAGCGGUCAUCAGACUCCGAGCUCAAGUCAGAGUCGCCCCGAAAAUGGGUCUUCAGAGUCUGGUUACUCCCCCAACUGGGCAACAACCAACCAAUCCAAGGAGAGUAACUCCAUCACAACAGUCUCAAGUGAUUAGAGAUGCUCCAGUGGUCCCACCUCCGUCCCACCCUGCUCCUGCGUUCCAGCCCAGAUUUAGGCCUUCAGUUAAGUUACAAUCAACGGAACGUCCCACGGAUCUUCUGGCACAAUUAAAGCGGUCUCAAAGCAGCGCAUCCCAGAUCAAACGCCAGGAGAGUUCUAAACCGUUCCCCGAUCAGAACAUGAAUUACCUUCAAACUCCAGAGGGUGGCCAAGCUUUGAGAUUGAGAGACAGUAUCAAAGGACAAAGACCUCUACCGGCUGGUGGUCGGCCAAAACCAAAGUUGAAACAAAUCAAUGCCAGGCCCAAAGUUCGAGCCUUGUACGAGUAUAAAGCUCAGGAUGUGGAUGAAAUUGAUAUCUCGAUUGGAGAAGAGUUUGAUUUAGUCGAAGAAGAUGAAUCCGGUUGGUGGAGGGGCAUCAAUAACAUGGGUCAAGAAGGUUUCUUUCCGGGAACUUACGUAACUAGAGUUUAAAAUAGCAAUCUAAUGUGUGUUGCAUUGAUUUCUAAUUUUCGAGAUAAUUCGAAUCAUGAAUGAAUGAAUAUCUGCUGAUAAAAUAUGAAAUACAAUCCUUAAUGUGCCAGUA